ACAAGGUCUGAAAGAAUUACCAGCUUAAUAAAAAUGGAUUCCAAAUCCAUACUAUGCUGAAUUGCUUGCUGACCAGUGCCAUUCUUGGAGAAGCUAACUCUUCCAAAUGGCGGAAUCUCAUCUUCCUCAAAUAGCCAUUCUUGGAGCUGGCAUCUUCGUCAAAACCCAAUACAUUCCCCGGUUAGCCGAGAUUUCUCACCUUUUCGUCCUCAAAGCCAUUUGGAGCCGCAGCGAGGAGUCGGCCAGAAGUGCCGUCGAGCUAGCAACGAAGCAUUUCCCUAGUGUGGAGUGUAAGUGGGGAGAUGCUGGUCUUGAUGAGAUUAUCGGUGAUGCUUCCAUCAUCGGAGUUGCUGUGGUUCUUGCCGGACAGACGCAGGUGGAGAUGUCAUUGAGACUUCUCAAAGGAGGAAAACAUGUCCUACAAGAGAAGCCAGCUGCUGCUUGCAUUGCAGAGGCAGAGAAAGCAUUAAUGCAUUAUAAUUCCAUGGCUGCUAGCAUGACUCGACAACCAAUAUGGGCUGUUGCUGAGAAUUAUCGUUUUGAGCCUGCUUUCACAGAGAGCAAUAAAAUGAUUGCCGAGAUAGGGGACAUUGUAAAUAUCCAGGUCAUUGUCGAAGGGUCAAUGAAUAGCUCAAACCCUUAUUUCUCAAGCUCUUGGAGGCGCAACUUCUUUGGUGGUUUCAUUCUAGACAUGGGCGUGCAUUUUGUUGCUGGAUUAAGAAUGCUUGUUGGAUGCGAGGUAGCUUCGGUCUCUUCUCUGACUUCUCAUGUAGAUAUGACAUUACCUCCACCUGAUAAUAUUUCAGCAUUGUUCCAACUGGAGAAUGGAUGUUCAGGAGUGUUUGUUAUGGUUGUUUCGUCAAGAUCGCCAAAGAUAGUGUGGCGAGUCGUAGGCUUAAAUGGAACACUGCAAGUUGAGCGAGGAAAUAAAGAUGGAAAGCAUGGCUACUCGGUGUCUAUAUACACAGCCGAUGGGCAAAGCAAAAGCUUCUUCUAUCCAUUCAGUGGCGUCGCGGAAGAGCUCAAAACAUUUCUGUCACACAUUUCUUUGUCACGUCAAAAAGAGGAGGAGGGCAGGGGGUUGAAAGGUGAACCACGCAUGUCCUACGUGGAAGGAUGUAGGGACAUUGCUGUUUUAGAAGCAAUGCUUGAAUCUGGACAUAAACAAGGGGCUCUUGUCCAUGUUAAACGGUUUUAAUAGUACUCCGGGGGGGGGGGNCCUAUUACUGAGAGAUAAAUAUCUUUUACUCCUUAUUUAAUAAAUAAAUAAAUUUUGUGCUAUGUGGACAUUUAAUAGACUAACAAUUUUUUUUGAAUGAAAUAGACUAACAUCU
Molecule: messenger RNA, 1334 nt
Organism: Cuscuta campestris
Lineage: Eukaryota; Viridiplantae; Streptophyta; Magnoliopsida; Solanales; Convolvulaceae
Source: the annotation of a GenBank genome assembly